Urocitellus parryii (Arctic ground squirrel) is the source of this 2172-nucleotide messenger RNA. RefSeq names its product interleukin 31 receptor A (gene Il31ra). NCBI's taxonomy places the organism in Eukaryota, Metazoa, Chordata, Mammalia, Rodentia, Sciuridae. Gene Ontology annotation, molecular function: protein binding. The record is from RefSeq and is a predicted model, not a curated record.
AUGUGGAUCUUGACACUAUGGAUACUUCCUUUACUCUACAAAUUCAGCCUGACAGCUCUGCCAGCAAAGCCUGAAAACAUUUCUUGUAUAUUAUAUUAUAAGAAAAAUUUAACUUGCACUUGGAGUCCAAAGAAGGAAAUCAAUUAUACCACAUACGUUGUUAAUAGAACUUACUCUUUUGGAAAAAAACGUGACAUUUGUAAAGCCAAUAGUUCGACAGGUGCUUCGUGUUCUUUUUUCCGUCCAACUAUAACACCCCCAGAUUACUUCACCAUUAAAGUGGAAGCUGAAAAUAAAGAUGCUGUAGCUACAUCUGAUAUUACACGUUGGACCUUAAAUGACAUAGUGAAAAUGGAACCACCUAAGAUUCUUUCUGUGAAACCAAUUUUGGGCAUCAAAAAAAUGAUGCAAAUAAAAUGGGAAUGGCAUGAUUCGUUAUUUUCUUCAUCUGAUUUCAAAUACAUGCUUCGAUACAGGACAAUCAAUAGUACCCAUUGGGUGGAAGUUGACUUCCAGAGUGAUGAUCUGGUCUACAACCUCACGGGGCUGCAGGCUUUCACAGAAUACAUCAUAGCCAUGCGAUGUAUGGUCAAAGGAUCAUACUUUUGGAGUGACUGGAGCCAAGAAAAAAGGGGACUAACCGAGGAAGAAGGCAAGCUGCUCUCUGUAAUUCCUUGUGGCCUGGAUCUGUGGAGGGUCCUGAGACCAGCUGAGGUGGAUGGAAGGAGGCCAGUGCAGUUGCUCUGGAAGAAAGCAAGAGGAGCCCCAGUCCUGGAGAAAACAUUUGGCUACAUCCUAUCAUACUUUCCAGAAAACAACACUAACCUCACACAGAUAAUUAAUACCACCACCCAGCAGUGUGAGCUGUACCUGGGAGGUGAGACCUACUGGGUGUCUGUGACUUCUUAUAAUUCUCUUGGGAAUUCUCCAGCGGCCACCCUGAGGAUUCCAGCUGUUAAUGAGCCACCAUUUCAGUGCAUUGAGGCCAUGCAGACCUACUUUGCCCAGGACCUGCUGGUGGUGGAAUGGCAAAGCUCCGAUCCAGUGGUGGACACAUGGAUGGUUGAGUGGUUCCCAGAUUUGGACUCGGAGCCCUCUGACAUCUCCUGGGAAUCUGUGUCUGAGGCCAGGAACUGGACAAUUCCACAAGAUAAAUUAAAACCUUUUCACCUCUAUAACAUCUCUGUGUAUCCACUGUUCCAAGACCGAGUGGGAGAACCAUAUUCCAUCCAGGUGUAUGCUAAAGAAUGUGCUCCAGAGAGGGGUCCUGUAAUCAAGGCAGAAAAUAUUGGUGUGAACACAGUUACAAUUACAUGGGAAGAGAUUCCCAAGAGUGAGAGAAGAGGAUUUAUCAGCAACUACACCAUAUUUUACCAAGCUGAAGGUGGAAAAGAAUUCUCCAAGACAGUCAGCUCCAGCGUCCAGCAAUAUGACCUGGAAUCUCUGACACGAAAGACCUCUUAUACUGUUCGUGUCAUGGCCAGCACCAGAGCUGGGGGGAAAAAUGGGACGGAGAUAAACUUCAGGACAUCGUCCCUCAGUGUCUUUGAGAUUGUCCUUAUAACUUCUCUGGUUGGAGGAGGACUUCUUAUAUUCACGGUCCUGACUGUGGCCUCUGGUCUCAAAAAAGCAACCAAGUUGACUCACCUGUGUUGGCCCAUUGUCCCCAACCCUGCUGAAAGUAGUAUAGCCUCGUGGCACGGAAAUGACUGCAAGAAUAAGCCAAAUCUUAAGGAAUUUGAUGACUCUGUGAACACAGAAGAUAGCAUCCUAAAAUCAUAUUGUGUUCCCAGUGACCUUAUUGACAAGUUGGUGGUGAACUUUGAGAAUUUUUUGGAAGAGGUGUCCAUAGAAGAAGCUAAAAAGGGCCAGGAAAACAUUUGGGGAGGAGAAAAGAAUGAGUAUGUAACCUCCCCCAACAGGCCUGACUGUCCUCCAGAAAAGAGUUCGCAGUUUUUAACUGAGAUUCCUUCCAGAAAAUCCCAACUCUCAGAAAUGUCAGAAGAUAACUCUUCAGAAGUUGAAGAGCAACUUCUCUCUUCUGGUGAAAGUUUAGGACCAGACUAUUUCUAUGAGGAAGGAGCAUUAAAUCCAUAUUUGAAAAAUUCAGUAACAACCAGAGAAUUUCUUGUGCAUGAAAAACUUCCAGACCAAACCAAGACAGAAGUCUAA